UAAACAUUGUUGGCUUGGUGGCUGGUGCUCAAAGUCAAAAUAUCAAUAUUACUAAAUUAGUUUGUACUUAAUUAUUAUAUUGAUAUUUUAGUGUGUACCUGUUGUGUAGUUUUGUGUCGACAUAGAUUAAACAUACUUAUCCGUCGUCGCAAAUAAUCCACUACUCGUGUCAAGUUCACUUACAGUUCAAUUUCAAUCUUAAAGUAUCUAAAGUAAUAUAUUUUAUUGAUUGUCCCAGAAAUAAGUUGAUCCAAAAUGCCACGUACCAAAGGAAGAAAAGUUCAACGUUCGGCUGUUGAAAUGAAUUUGACUGCUGUGAAUGCGACCAUGGGCAAUCAAUCGAAAACUAUAAAAGACAUUUUAUACGAAUUUGAUUAUGAAAAACAAAAUAUCGAAAAUCAUUUUUUUGCCAUAAUUGAAAACUAUACAAAUUUAAUUGAAAAUGCAUUUUUAAUGAUAAAAAUUAAUAUUGGUGAUUUAUUACAUAGUAAUCUCUAUGACAUGAUUCUUAAGCAACAUCCAAUAAAAUCUAACUGUGUAACUAAAAAUGAACUGGAACAACCUUCAAGCCUAGUUACUCAAAAUACAACAAAUAGAGUGACCAGACAAAAAAGUGUAUUCAAGACCUAUGGCUCUACUGUUACUACAACCGAAGUAAAAUGCAGCAGUUCCACACACAUUGAUGAUAAUCGCCCACUAUUAACAGAAAUAAUAGAAUCUAAGUUCAAAACUCCAAUUAAUCAACCAUCUGUAUCUUCAGCAAUAAUUACACCAAAAUUAAAUAUGAAUGAACCAAUGUCGAUUAUGAGGUAUCCAAAUCAAGGAGAAAUUGCACUUUCAAUGACAGGAAGUCCACUCAUGAUUUCAUCGGUUUCUAGAGAUGACAUGGCUUCAGUCAGUGUACCAUUAGCCAAUGGAAAUGUUCUUUCAAUAUUACCCAGAGUUGGUUCUACUAUGGAUAUAUCUUUUGAUGAACAGACUAAAUGUGAAUUACUUCUUCUGAAGAAAAACAUUGAAGGGCUAUUGAAAACUAAUAAAAAUUGAACAUACAAAAACAUUUUUUUUUUUUUUA
Rhopalosiphum maidis (corn leaf aphid) is the source of this 1072-nucleotide messenger RNA. RefSeq lists its product as uncharacterized. The coding region runs from base 256 to 1044 and encodes 262 amino acids. NCBI's taxonomy places the organism in Eukaryota, Metazoa, Arthropoda, Insecta, Hemiptera, Aphididae. The transcript is spliced from 7 exons. The record is from RefSeq and is a predicted model, not a curated record.